CCCGCGGCACGCGGCCCGUUGUUAUGACGACACGGCCGUAAAGCCGCCAUCUUGGCGGUGCGGCUCGUUGCGACAUGGAGGCCGCGAUGGCAACGAGCGCGGGGCCGGCGGGGCUUACGGCAGCCGCGGCCGAGGAGCGCGGCGGGGCGGCGGCCGCGGGUUCCAGCCCCGCCGCGCCGCCCGCCGGCCCCGCCGCCUUCCUCAGCCUGCCGGCGCCCUUCAGCGAGGAAGAUGAGGACGAUGUGCACAAGUGUGGCCGCUGCCAGUCGGAGUUCACCUCCUUGGAAGAGUUCGUGCAACACAAAUUACAAAAGGUCUGCCAGCGUGUGCCAGAAGCUCUUGCUGCUGCAUCAGCAGGUCUCCUCACCCAAGAAGUACAAAAGCAGGUUGUUCCAUCUGUUGAGGAGUCGAUAACUGUUGCUCAUAUAGUUGUUGAGGCGUCUUCAAUAGCAGAGGAAAUUGGCAACGCAUCUGCUCUAGUGGGCAGUGGGCACAUCAAAGAAGUCAUAGUUGCAGGAGACCACGUGUUUGAAAACCCAAAUGGUCACAUCGAUGGGGAGGUUGCUGAAGAGCAAGGCAGCCCCGAUGAUCAGGAGCAGGAUAUUUCCACGGAGCUGAUUAAGGUUAAGCUGCUGGUUAACAAGGAAGGGCGAUACGUGUGCGAGUUAUGCCAGAAGACAUUUAAAACUGCCAGCAUCCUCAAAGCUCACAUGAUCACUCACAGCAGUAGAAAGGACUAUGAAUGUAAACUCUGUGGAACGUCCUUCAGGACAAAGGGGUCUCUGAUUCGACACCAUCGGCGUCACACUGAUGAAAGACCUUACAAAUGCAAGAAAUGUGGGAAAAGCUUCCGGGAAUCCGGAGCUUUGACUCGGCACCUGAAGUCUCUGACCCCUUGCACCGAAAAAAUUCGCUUCAAUGUGAACAAAGAAAUAGUGGUCAAUAAGGAUGGUCUGGCAACAGGAUCUGGUGGUUCAAACACAGAUGCCGUUUCGCCAAUAGCAGGUGAAUCCAUUGAGGCCUCACCCGUCAUUCAUCUGGUGACAGAUGCAAAAGGCAACGUCCUUCACGAAGUCCAUGUCCAAAUGCAGGAACUUCCUGUUGUAGAUGCGAAAUCCCUGGACCAAGAUCAGUCGCAUCCCGAGGAGCUGCCAUGUGAGGGGGAGGUGAACAGUGAGAACCUGCUGAGGCAGGCCAUGAGGAAUUCAGGUAUUGUGAUAGAGAGAGUUGCUCUGGAGGAGAUGCAGAAGCCUGAGGAGCCUGCUGUAGCUGCUGUAGCUGCUACAGAAGAACUAGAAAACGCAGCGGUGGAAGCAGAAGAGGAGCCGUGUGGGGAGCAGUGUGUUGAAGUGGAACAAGUGGAGUCUACAGAUGCAGAAAGAACAAAUGGGUACAAAAGUUUCAUUUGUCCUCACUGUAAUGAAGCCUUUGGUGAAGCUGCUUCCCUUGAAACUCACGUCAAAGGUCAUUUAGAUUACAAGCCUUUUAAGUGUGAGGAGUGUGGCAAAGAGUUCACAAAGGGCUAUUUACUAAAAAAGCAUCAAGAAGUGCAUGUGAAUGAGCGGCGUUUCCGCUGCGGGGAGUGUGGGAAGCUCUACAAGACCAUCGCCCACGUGAAGGGGCAUCGAAGGGUGCAUUCUGACGAGCGGCCCUAUUCCUGCCCCAAGUGUGGCAAGCGGUACAAGACAAAGAAUGCCCAGCAGGUUCAUUUCCGCACACACUUGGAGGACAAGCCCUUUGUGUGUCAGUACUGCAGCCGGGGCUUUCGGGAGAAGGGCUCCCUGGUCCGCCACAUCCGCCACCACACUGGAGAAAAGCCUUUCAAGUGCUACAAGUGCGGACGAGGGUUUGCAGAGCAUGGCACUCUCAACAGGCACUUAAAAACCAAAGGUGGCUGCCUCCUUGCUUUGAAAGAGGUGGAAGAAGUGAUAAUGUCUGAGGAAAGCCAGUCAGCUGAUAACUUAGCUGCCACAGUCAUUUCUGAAGAUCCUCACACUGUCUUGGUAGAGUUUUCUUCAGUGGUGGCAGAUACUCAGGAAUACAUCAUUGAGACUGCUACUGAAGACAUGGAGACCAGUGAAGCUACCGAAAUAAUAGAGGGAACGAGACAUGAGGUCGACAGCCACAUCAUGAAGGUUGUGCAACAAAUAGUUAAUCAGACAAACUCUGGCCACCAGAUCAUUGUACAGAACGUCACAGUGGCAGAAAACUCGGAAGUGAGCGCGGAUGCCGCAGACACCAUCACCAUCGCGACCCCCGAGAGCCUGACGGAGCAGGUGGCCAUGACGCUGGCCUCUGCCAUCGGGGAGGGAGCAGUGCUGACUGCCGAGGGCAGCAUCCAGACAGAGGAGGGGACCGUCACCAUGGUGGCAUCUGAGGACAUCGAGAUCAUGGAACACGCAGGAGAGUUUGUGAUUGCCUCCCAGGAGGGGGAGGUGGAAGUCCAGACUGUGAUCAUCUAAUGGACAGCGAGAAGAGUGACAGGGGUUAAUCUAAAACUUGCUCUUUUGGGGAAGGGGAUCAGUCCUAAGUUUGCCAUUGUAAUUGUUCAGAGAGCAAGGGACAGAAUGCUUCCAGAGGUAAGUGGCUUAACAGGAUGGUACAGCCCUGAGACUAUUUUUGUUUAAGAUGGAAAUCACAGUAAAACCCUCUGCAUGGUUAUACUGUGGAAGUGAUGGAUAGGCUGUAUUCGACAGCUUCAGUAUUUUGUACAGAUGCUUCAAAUAAGUGCUUUGCAAAGGAUCUUAGUUUUAUCUCUGACCACAGGGCAGGAAUGUUCUGGUAUUUAAAAGGACUCCCAAAGUGAAGCAAGUAAGUAGGGUCUCAUGAGAGACUACUUAAUCACAUGCUUACAUUAAAACAAGAAAACCAAACCUAAGGAGUGCAGGUGUGCAUUCACCACCACUCAAAAACUUCCAUGCCUUUGGCCUCACUACUUUAGUCCUCCUUAAGGCAUGGCACUGCAGUAUUCUUCUCUUUCUUUUACUUUAUAUCCUGGACAAGUAGCCUUAUUGUACUGGUUGAUGAAAGGAUGCAUCCUUGCACCCUUGCAAUGCCAGACAGGCUGCUCUGAGAGCCAGUCUGUUGGUGUGUAAAGCCAUAUUGUAUAUGAUUUUUUUCCUUUUUUUUUAAAACCAUAUAUGGAUUUUUAAUUGCAUAUUGUACAGAUUCAGCAUGUAAAUAAAUACAUUUUUAAAAAUAAAAUUAUUUAAAUUUCUUA
This is a messenger RNA of Colius striatus (speckled mousebird), 3220 nucleotides long. RefSeq names its product E4F transcription factor 1 (gene E4F1). Bases 75 to 2462 code for a protein of 795 amino acids. Gene Ontology annotation, molecular function: RNA polymerase II cis-regulatory region sequence-specific DNA binding; DNA-binding transcription factor activity, RNA polymerase II-specific. NCBI's taxonomy places the organism in Eukaryota, Metazoa, Chordata, Aves, Coliiformes, Coliidae. The record is from RefSeq and is a predicted model, not a curated record. Gene Ontology annotation, cellular component: nucleus. Gene Ontology annotation, biological process: regulation of transcription by RNA polymerase II. The transcript has 14 exons.